AUGAGUCUGAAGGUACUGCUGUUCGCCGGCACCUUCGACCCGAUCACGGCUGCGCAUCUGCUGAUGCUGCGCCAGGCGGCCGAAACCGAGUUCUUCGACAAAAUAUGGAUCCUGCCCAGCGGCAAACGUACGGACAAAGUAUUCACCGCCAGCGACGAAGUGCGAUUCAGGCAGUGCGAAAUCGCAGCCAAGCAGCUCGAGGGAAUCCACUCAGACGUUGAAGUUUGCGACUACGAAAUAAAAAAGGGAGAAAACAUCGACAGCUACUUUACGAUGCGGUACUUCCAGGAAACAUACCCAGAAUACGACUUCUACUUCUUUGUAGGGUCUGAUCUGCUUCCGCAGAUCGUGAAGUGGCCCUACGGUGACGAGCUUGUGAAGAUCACCAAGUUCCUCAUCGCCUACCGGGAGGGGUACCCAAUUCUGAAGGAAGACCUCGAUACUUUAAAACAGUACAAGCUGCUGUCCGAUCUGCUGCAGCACAAGGGUCGGUCCAUGGAAGCUUCCAGCACCUCGUCUACGCUUGUGCGCAGUCAGCUGGCCUCAAAUGUGAAGUGCGACGAAGUCGGCACGUUGCAUCCAGAAAUUAUGAACUACAUUACGCAGAACGGAUUUUAUCGCCAGCGAACGUAG
Messenger RNA from Babesia ovata, 633 nucleotides. Its product is annotated as nicotinate-nucleotide adenylyltransferase. Gene Ontology annotation, cellular component: cytoplasm. The transcript has a single exon. Gene Ontology annotation, molecular function: nicotinate-nucleotide adenylyltransferase activity. The record is from RefSeq and is a predicted model, not a curated record. The coding region runs from base 1 to 633 and encodes 210 amino acids. Gene Ontology annotation, biological process: NAD+ biosynthetic process. Lineage: Eukaryota; Apicomplexa; Aconoidasida; Piroplasmida; Babesiidae.